Messenger RNA from Histoplasma mississippiense, 1362 nucleotides. RefSeq lists its product with no specific name. Bases 1 to 1362 code for a protein of 453 amino acids. The transcript has 2 exons. The record is from RefSeq and is a predicted model, not a curated record. NCBI's taxonomy places the organism in Eukaryota, Fungi, Ascomycota, Eurotiomycetes, Onygenales, Ajellomycetaceae.
AUGAACACCAUGCGCAAGCACUGGCAGAACAAGCACAGCUGGUCGCCAUAUCCCAGCCGUGGUCGUACAGCGCCACAAAAGCGUACGGCAGCACAGGAUGAGGUGGACAGAUCAUGCCAGAAGGUGCAGUUCCAGCAGGUAUUUGCAUCGCGCAAGGGCUCCCACUACAUACAGAUCCAGACUAAGGAGACUAUUAAGCACACCGGCACUCCAGACCAGAACAGAGCCAGCCAGGUCAUUGAUGAGAAGGAGCGGUUUUACCAGGAACAGCAACGGCAGACCAGCAAUGUCAUCCAGGCCGGGGAGCACGAUGAAGCCAACCCAUGGCUGCGGCGGACCAGAUGGCCGGUGUACUUGACCAACAUCGCACCCAAUGAUCUGGUCAACUGCGUGCAGCGGCCCGACGAUGACACCACGUGCCCAAAUGAACUGGCCGCGAGGGCCAUCUGGGAGGCCAUGGGGCAGGUUGCCCGUACCAGCCAGCGAGUCAUCACACGGCUGGGCCACUUCGUCCGCAUCGAGGCCAUCCGCACAGAGCGACACCAGACCCGGCACACCCCGUUGCAGGCAUACAUGGACGAGGAGAGCAUCGCCGAGCACGUGAGGCCAUGGCAGCAGAUGUUGAUGUUUUUCGCCCGAACGCAGGUCGAGCAUGAAUGGACGAGCGCACAGUACCGGUUCACACCACGGCAGCGCAAGACAUGGAGGGUAUUAUGGCAGGUAGCCACCGCAGAGGGAGCCGACCAGCGACACUCCAUCAGCCCAGACCCCAUGGAUGAGCAGAUGACUGAGGAAGAAGAAGAGGAGGAGGAGGUGGAGGAGGAGGAGGAGAAGAGACAGAGAGAUACCCAGUCAGAAGAAGAAGAUAAGUUCAAAUUAGUCAAGAUUCAGAUGGCAUGUUUGGAUUUUUGCAUUGAGCUGCUGAACCAACACGUUGGCGGUGCUGGGACGGGGGGAGUAUGGAUGGUGCGACGCGAAGAGCUACCCACCAAUAUUGUCACGGAUCAAGAAGAAGAUAAGUUCAAAUUAACCAAGAUCCAGAUGGCAUGUUUGGAUUUUUGCAUUGAGCUGCUGAACCAGCGGGUUCAGGUGGAGGAUUAUGAGUGCGCGCUGGUAGACGCGUUGGCGGUGCUGGGACGGGGGGAGUAUGGAUGGCGCGACGCGGAGAGCUACCCACCAAUAUUGUCACGGAUCAUCAAGGUGGCACGGUUCAUGGUGGUGCACAAGGCGGUGCGACUGGACGCCAAUGCAUCCGACAUGCUGGCCAGGAACCAAGCAAGCCAGAUGGUGGGAGAGUGGGCCGUGGUGAGCGCCAUGAAGGAGGCGGAUUACACGUUCACAGGCAAUCAGAAUGAAGGGUAA